Etheostoma cragini (Arkansas darter) is the source of this 2594-nucleotide messenger RNA. It is a transcript of the gene gtse1, whose product is annotated as G-2 and S-phase expressed 1. Bases 170 to 2314 code for a protein of 714 amino acids. Lineage: Eukaryota; Metazoa; Chordata; Actinopteri; Perciformes; Percidae. The transcript has 12 exons. Gene Ontology annotation, cellular component: microtubule cytoskeleton; cytoplasmic microtubule. Gene Ontology annotation, molecular function: microtubule binding. The record is from RefSeq and is a predicted model, not a curated record.
ACGUUUCCGUCACAAUCAUCCAACCAAUGGCUGCGUGCGUUUGAGUCACGUCAACAGCAGCGCAGCAGAUUUGAAUCGUUUGUGUGGUUUUCUGUCGCAGUUUGAAUGCAGAGCCGAAAAGACUAUUUGUGAGUUUUAAGAGAAUUUUUAGAAUAGAACCAACAGCGGGAUGGACUGUCGAGCAAACAGCGAUAUGUUCUUUCUGAGCGAUGAGAAGUUUGACUUCGAUGUUUCUUUGUCACCUGCCAGCUCCAAAGGCGAUGAGGAUGAAGAUGAGGUGUUUGUCGGGCCAGUCACCCACAAGGAAAGGUGUCUCUCUGUUAACGUGGUGUCUCCGCUUGAGGGUGGCGUUCGAGCGAGCUGGAGUCCCCUGAGUGGAGAUCAGCUGGAAGCUGUGUUUCAGGAAGCCCACAAACUAGCCAACCGGCUGCAGGAGAGUGAACCGAGCCAGCCGCACUGUGAGGACGACAAGACCGCCAACGUGACGAAUGACACCACAACUGAUAGGGAGGAGUUCGUCCUGGACGCUGAGGCAAAACUGGGUGUGCUCGGUCAGACCGCCAGUGCACUCAGCCCCAUCAAACGGCAGACCUUCUGUGUGCAGGACAGUCCCAUGAAGCAGCUGCCGCCCGCUGUCCAGAGGCGCUUACUCAAUGGAAGUAUCUCCAACACAUCUUCAUCCACACGCCCUGCCAACACAGCUUUAUCCAGCCGGUACGCCACUGUCAACGCAGCUUCAUCCAUCCGCCCCACUGUCAGACUCAGCACCUCCAGCCCUGUGGCCGGGGUCAAGCCUCAGCCCAGGACGGGGCUGCGAGGGAAAGCCGCAACGGGCAUCGUGCUGCCGAGCAAACCGGCUGCCCCAACAACUUCCUGUUUAUCAAGCAAGACCAGAGUGGAGAAAACUAGACUGCAACCACCAAGCAAAGCGGUGGGGGGCUGUAGGCAGGGUCCGUCCUCCUUCCUGUCCAGAAGGGCGGACUCAAGUGAAGAUCUGCUCUCUGAUUCAGCGAGCGUGGCAUCUGACAUCAGCGACUCUUCACUCAACUCGAGCCUUCUGGGGAAACGCAUGCUGGCUCCGCCCACCAAGAGUGCUUUAAGGAACCGGCCAGGUGUGAAAGCUCCGCCACUACAGAAGAGGAGGGUAUCGGAGAGGAAGAACACGUCCUCAUCCUCAUCCUCAGUGUCCAGCUUCAACUCCAGCCUCUCUGUGUCCCCCGCUAAAGGCAAACAGAACUCCUCUCUGAACCAGAGUUUGAGCAGCUCCACUGGCCCCGCCCCCAGCAGCAUCAGCAGACGGGCCAAUAACAGCAGACCACGUCGCUCCUCCGUCUACGCUGCCGCAGAGACGGCCCCCUUCUCUGCUGGCCGCCGCUCCAUGUCCGUUCAGGCCAGGAAGCUGUCCGAGGUGGAGCGUGUCAAAGCCACGAAGUCCACGCCGCUGAAGAGAGCCGAGGCCACGCCCCUCAAGCACACGCCUGGCAAGAGGAUUUCGGAGAUGACAGCCUCUGUGCCCACCUCCGCUUCAGCCCAGCUGCAGAGCGGCUUGAUCAAAUCCAAACCCGAGGCCAUGGUCCUACCAACACCCAGCGGAGGAGUCAGAGGACUCCGCCCAGAUGAUGACAUCUCAAAGAUGUUGAAGCCAAAGAAGCUGAUGUCAGCGAGCAGCAUGGAGAGUCUUCCUCAGAAGCCCUCUGUCGGUCCUCUGACGCCUUCUGCUGGCAGCUGCAGGUCACUGCAGGGGAAGGCGUGGCGCCCCUCCGCCCUCCCCACCCCGGUUAAACGCAGGAUGUCUGCUUUGCCCAUCGCCACGCCCACCAGACCGCCGCUCACCUCAGACUCGGACCCGGCCCCCGCCUCGGCCAGGAGAGAGAGAAGCUGCAGUCCUCCGUCUGCAGACUUGCCGAAGGAGGCAGAGCCUGUUGAUUCCCCUGACAUCCAGUCCUUCUGCUUGGAGGAGGAGCCCCCUGCUGCUCCACCCUCCAGCCCUCCACAGACCGACCAAUCAGAGAGCACAGAUCCAGGAUCACAGAGUCUGGUCGUAUCAGAGCCCGACAAGAACCUUAUCGAACUGGAAUCUAAAGAGGAGAGCAACAGCAACACACCAGAGGUUCUCCUGUUGGAUCUUCCAGCUCCGACUCUGCAGCCUCAAGAGAAACUGCUCAUCGACCUGACCAACACCCCCGACCUGAUCCGGACCAACAGCAAGAACUGCACCUCAACUCAACUGAUCGACCUGAGCUCUCCGUUAAUCAAGUGGAGUCCCGAAGAUAAGGGGGAGAACAAGGCUCCGCUCAUCAACCUGUCCUUCUGAUCCAGAUCUUGCUGAAGACCUGGAUCUAAUGGACUCUGCAGUAGACUGCACUCAGCAGGUUUCUAACUUUAGAAACUCUGAUCAUUAAAAAUCAGUUAAGCUAAUGAAAGAUUUGUUUUAUAAGUUAAAUCUUCCCUGACGCAGAGUAUUAUGUUUUUAGAUUUUAAAAUCUGGUGAAGUGAUGAAAAUAUUCUGCACUUGAUUGUACUUUUAUUUGUCUCCGUCUUGCUGCUCUUAUUGAUGUCUGUUAAAUAAAUGUUGUUAAUGUCACUACUGGAAA